AUGUCUGCAGCGAUUCAGCAGCCGAGCGCAAAUGCAGCUCCACAGGGUCACAUCCCCCACCCCGCGAGCGGUUUCAUUGGGGCCCCACCGAGCCACCCCGCGGGGUUCAUCGGGGCCCUUCCGCCGGCGGUCCAAAUGCCUCGGUCUCCCGACGUGGUGCUGCCCCUCGGGCCCUCUCUGCCGGCGGGCCACCACCGCGAACCUGAUUCAGAUGCGCCGCCUAAUCCCGAUGUUUUGCUGUCGCUACUCGCCCGCAACAAACAUCUUGAAGUUCAAGAUAAAUAA
Molecule: messenger RNA, 285 nt
Organism: Cotesia congregata
Lineage: Eukaryota; Metazoa; Arthropoda; Insecta; Hymenoptera; Braconidae
Source: the annotation of a GenBank genome assembly